Molecule: messenger RNA, 1746 nt
Organism: Rotaria sp. Silwood2
Lineage: Eukaryota; Metazoa; Rotifera; Eurotatoria; Philodinida; Philodinidae
Source: the annotation of a GenBank genome assembly
AUGAAUUUCGAACGGUUGGUCAACGAACUAAUUCUCGACACCUUCGAGUGUCUCAAGAGUGUUCAUCUACUUCAAGCUUUUUCAAAUCUUAAUUCUCGUUUUAAUAAUCUUCUCAUUACUCAUUUUCGAACUCAUGGACUUGAUUUUCGAUCGAUAUCCAAACAUGAUUUUGAUACUGUCUGCGAACAAAAUCUUCCUUGGAUUGCUGACCGUAUUACUGCACUUCGUCUUUCGGACGAUGAUGAUACACCGAAUCAAAUUGAUCUCUUUCUUUCUAAGUUUUUGACUUUUCAUCGAUUUGUUCAAUUAAAAUCAUUAUCACUCUACCAUCUAUCUUCAUUUGAAAUUAUUAACAAAAUCGUCUUCCAAUUUCGUCAUCUUCCUCUUCUUACUCAUUUCGAUUUGAUCAAUUGUCAUUUAAUGUUUCAUCGAAAAACACUACGUGAUAUUCUCAAUCGUAUUUGGCUUUUAUCCAAACUCACACAUGUUCAUCUCGACUUGCAUUUUGCUGAUAAACAUGAAUUUUCUACUCCAACGAUUCGAUCGAAAUCCAUUGAACAUUUAUUCAUUGAAAAUACUUUGUUGAAUGCUGGUGAAUUAAUUCGAUUAUUUCGAUGUACACCAAAUCUUCGACAUUUAACUGCUUUUAUUGAUAAGUUCUCUGACGAUACACAAUUUCCAUCUAAAAUUACUUCAAUAUCUUCAUUAAAACUUGUCGUCGAUCAUCUAACUAAUGGAACAAUUAAUCUACUUAAAAACAUGCCUAAUUUAACUGUCUUAAUUCUUCAAACUGGAAAACAUGAUAUGAAUGGUCAUAAAUGGAAACAAUUAAUUGUUGAUUAUUUACCAAAAUUAAAAAUAUUUCGAUUUCUUAUGCUUUUUUUUAUUGAUAAUCAAGAAGAAAUGAAUGAAAUCUUAGAUUCAUAUCGAACUCCAUUUUGGCUUAUUGAACGACAAUGGUAUGUUCGAUAUCAUUGGAAAUUAGAAAAUGACAGUCUUUGGAUAUUAUUUUAUACUUUACCAUACGCUUUUUCUUUUUACGCUUACAUGAAAGAAAAUUCUCGUGAUUGUACUAAAUCAACAUGUCCUUAUGAAGAUGACUAUUGUUCUUAUAAUCGUGUAACCAGAUUGAUUCAACAUUAUUCGACAUCCGAUGAUGUAUUUCUAUCUCGUAUUCGCUUUUACAACAUUCGACAUCUUGAAUUAGUAUUUCCAGUUGCUGAUAAAUUUUUGUCGGUUCUUCCUCGACUCGAUCGAUUAAUUUCUCUCGAUAUAUCAAGUGACUCCGAUGUUGAUGGCGACAUUGUUCUAUCUCAAUUACAAACUGUGAUCAAUCGAGCACCUCGUCUAUACUUUUUGACUAUUAAUGAUUGGGAUUCAUCAAUCGUUCAACAACUACCAUUGUAUAUUACCAGUAAUUCGAUUCGUCGACUCGAUUUACAAAGUCAUCAUUAUUUAAAACGUGAUCGUUGUUUCAAUACUGAACAAUGUACGACAUUUCUUUCUACAUCAUUUGCUAAACAAUGUGAAGUUCUGCAAAUUGUCGUCAAUAAUCAAUCAAGUAUAAAUGAACUAAUCAAUGGAAUGCCCAAUCUUCAAGCGUUAAAAGUGGUAGUUGAAUCUGAUCAAUUGAACAAUUAUUUUCCUAGUAGACAAGAUUUCAUUACAUGGAUGAUAUCUGGAUAUUCACGUAUAGCUACAGAAAACUUAGCUAAUACUGUAACUUCUCGAUUAUGGAUUCGUUAA